This is a messenger RNA of Exophiala dermatitidis NIH/UT8656, 828 nucleotides long. RefSeq lists its product as uncharacterized. The record is from RefSeq and is a predicted model, not a curated record. The transcript has 2 exons. Lineage: Eukaryota; Fungi; Ascomycota; Eurotiomycetes; Chaetothyriales; Herpotrichiellaceae. Bases 1 to 828 code for a protein of 275 amino acids.
AUGACCGGCUAUGGGGCUCUGGCCAGCAUGAUGGCAAGCCAUCAGAACACCGAAGCUUUCCGAAGAUUCUCUAGCCUUAACAUGGAGAAUCUGCUCCACAUGCAAGCCGAGCUGCAACACUUGGAAAUGGUAAUCAACGAGGUCAGGCAAAUUCCUGAACUGAAUAGCUUCGACCGUAUCUGGAUCGAUUGUCCCGAGCAACUAUCGGAGGAAGGUAUACGUCAAAUCUUUGAGCGGUCAAGAACGUUGCUGGACCAGUAUCAUCGAGCACUCCUACAAACAGCAAAGAUCCAUACGUUGCAGAAUCCGAAAAAAGAUAACCUGAAACUGCGCAGGCAGUGGUAUGACGAGGAAAGCGGGGGCAACCAAUUCCUGUACGGAGUUGAAGCAGGAAUCUUCUGUGACGAGUCGAUUGCGUCCGACUUCUUGACGCUGAACGAGAAUGUCGGAGGCAAAGAUUCAUUGGCAAACUUUCUCAGUGAAAGAGUGUUGCCAUCGUAUCAUCGGAUGUUGGGCUAUCGCCUUCACCGGUCGAUGGCGGAAAAGGCUUUCGACCGAACCUGGGAGUACAGGCCAGAAAGGCUGGUGCAGGUGGGCAAUACGAUUUGCAUGCUGCUGUCGGCCAUGAUUCCGCCGCUAUCGAUUCUGGUGUUGUUCAGCGUGAAGAGCAUGGGAGGCCGGCUGAUAGCGAUUAGUAUGAUGAGCCUGGUCUUUUCAUUGGUGAUGAAUGUCAUCGCUCAACGACGGGCUGACGUAUUCAUGUCUACAACGGCGUUUGCGGCGGUUCUUGUCGUCUUCGUCGGAAGUGCAAAUGUUAUGAACAGCUGA